AUGGCAAUGGGAAAUAACACCAUUGUGACAGAAUUUAUCCUCUUGGGUUUAACAAAUCAAACAGAAAUCAAGAUACCACUCUUCCUUUUGUUCCUAGGAAUCUACCUAGUCUCCAUGGUGGGGAACCUUGGAUUGAUUUUAUUAAUCUGGGUCAGUUCUCAGCUUCAUACUCCCAUGUACUAUUUCCUCAGUAACUUGUCAUUCAUAGAUCUCUGCUACUCCACUGUCAUCACACCCAAAAUGCUGGAGAAUUUUGUAUCAGAGAAGAACAUUAUCUCCUAUCAAGGGUGCAUCACUCAGUUUUUUUUCUUCCUCUUCUUUGUGAUUGCUGAAUUCUACAUGCUGACAACUAUGGCCUAUGAUCGUUAUGUUGCCAUCUGUAGACCCUUGCUCUAUAAUGUCACAAUGGUGCCAUCAUUCUGCUCCCUGCUAGUGGCAGGUGUAUAUACAAUGGGGGGCAUUGGAGCCAUUGUUCAUACAACUUGUCUAGCUCGACUGUCCUUCUGUGGGGACAAUGUUAUCCACCAUUACUUCUGUGAUGUUCUUCCCCUUCUGAAGCUCUCCUGUUCUAGCACCGUCAUCAAUGAACUUUUGGUGGUUUUCGUUGGUGGAUUUAAUUUGAUGGCCACAACUCUUCCCAUAUUGAUAUCUUACAUUUUCAUCCUUCUGAAUAUCCUUCGCAUACCAUCUACAAAGGGCCGUUAUAAAGCUUUCAGUACCUGUGGAUCCCAUUUAGCAGCUGUUUCUGUUUUUUAUGGUUCCAUCAUCUUCAUGUAUUAUAUACCAACUUCCAACAGUGUGACCCAGGAAAAAGUAGGAUCAGUGUUUUACACAACAGUGAUCCCCAUGCUGAAUCCCUUGAUUUACAGCCUGAGGAACAAGGAUGUAAAGGAUGCAUUGAGGAAAGUCAUGAAGGGCAUAAUAUUUUCAAAUUCCACAUAA
Messenger RNA from Monodelphis domestica (gray short-tailed opossum), 942 nucleotides. Its product is annotated as olfactory receptor 8A1. Gene Ontology annotation, biological process: G protein-coupled receptor signaling pathway. Gene Ontology annotation, cellular component: membrane. The record is from RefSeq and is a predicted model, not a curated record. Gene Ontology annotation, molecular function: olfactory receptor activity; G protein-coupled receptor activity. Lineage: Eukaryota; Metazoa; Chordata; Mammalia; Didelphimorphia; Didelphidae.